GCACAUAUACUUCAAUGUCCCAACGAUGUUUCCCAUUCCUUCAGCUGUUCGACGACAACGAUGACAACAACAACAGCAACAACAACAAAGACAACAGCAGCAGCAGCAAGAGAGGAGGACGAAGGAGUUCGGGACCGUCACACGAUCAUUGUCUGAGUGCAUCUUGAAGAUGGAAGGGGCACGAGUGGAGAGGGGAGAGGUAACAAAUCAAGUUAGACAGCUUGCUCGAGCAGAGAUUUCCAGCCAGUGGCAGGCAGCCAGACAAAAAGUGAGUUUCGUCCACACCAGACGCGACACUGACAAGAUGAUCACAAGGCUGAGCGAGGAAUGGUUGGGGGGCAACGAGGGGGUUUCGAUGGCGGAAGUGACCUUGUCAGGGGACACCCCCCUGGCAGGGGUAUCAGCAGCAGCAGGAGGAGGAGGAGGAGGAGGAGGAGGAGGAGGAGGAGGGGUGCACAGGGGUCGACUCGGUCAGGGGGAUUAUCAGUUGAUCUUCAGUGAUUGGACAGCGGUUGACCCCAGUGUCCCCUUGAGACCAGCAUCAGACUUCACCGACCCCUUCCCCCCACCAGCCGCUCUCCCUAAUGGAAGUGCUGCAAGAGACGACCUAAGCUACCCACCCAAGAAAGACGAUGAUGAAUCAGGCAAGGUAGAGGAGGGGGCAGAUGAUGAAGAGGGUAGAGAAGAGGAAGAAGAGAAGGAAGAGGAAGAAGAAGAAGAAGGGGAGGAAGAAGCAGCAGAGGAGGGGUUAGAUGACUGGGUGGAUGAUGUAGAAGAAGAUGUUGCCGGGAAGGGUGGUGGCGAUGAUGAUGGGGAUGAUGACGAUGGUGGCGGGGAUGCUGGUGGCGAUGGUGGUGGGGAUACCGCUGGUGGUGGCAGUGGUGGGGGAGGAGGUGGUAGUGAUGAUGGUGGUGGUCGAGGAGGUGGUGGUGGUGGUGGUGGUGGUGGUGGUGGUGAUGGCGACAGUGAUGAGGGAGUCACCAUUUCGGCAGCAAUAGCUGCAUUGGUAGGAUGCUGGCCUUCAUCGCCUACAGCAACCUCAGCAGCGGAUACAUUACUUGUCGCUGUUGGACCAUUCUCUGGCUGGGCUGGGUUCCCCGGGCCGUAACAUGGGGAAUGAGAGUGGGUCAUAACUUUAUUUCUAGGGAUGCUGAACCAGGUUUCCAGCAGGUGCUGCUCCUCACCGAUGAAAAAGGAGUCCUUUUAAUAAAUAAAUAAAUAGUAAUCAUGAUC
Molecule: messenger RNA, 1233 nt
Organism: Chara braunii
Lineage: Eukaryota; Viridiplantae; Streptophyta; Charophyceae; Charales; Characeae
Source: the annotation of a GenBank genome assembly